Messenger RNA from Diaporthe citri, 624 nucleotides. RefSeq lists its product as uncharacterized. NCBI's taxonomy places the organism in Eukaryota, Fungi, Ascomycota, Sordariomycetes, Diaporthales, Diaporthaceae. The record is from RefSeq and is a predicted model, not a curated record. The coding region runs from base 1 to 624 and encodes 207 amino acids. The transcript has a single exon.
AUGCCAUCCCCACCAAAGAGCCCGUCCAUCGGGAUCCGCUACAUCUCGGACGCCGUGAAAAGCGACCACCGCCUCAUCGAGAGGCUCCACGCCUCCCUGGUAUCGCCGCCACCCAACACAGAUUCAGAAAACCAGGGCGCGUUAUGCUCGCGGCUCUCGUGGGAGCUGGCCCGGCACCUGGUCGCGAUGGAGCUCUUCAUCUUCCCGGGGACGGCCCACCGCGCCAAGCAGGGCAGCGAGGCGGCGCAGGAGAGGCAGCGCGACAUGGCGCAGCUAAGAGAUGCGCUGCGGUCUUUCUCGAAGGAGGCGGCAGCGGCGAAGGCCGUCUCGGGCGACGGGAAGCUCAGCGCGGCCCUGGAGGAGCUGGGGACGCACCUGGGGCGGCACAUCCGCGACGUCGAGAGGGUUGACCUGGUGAACAUCGAGAAUGUGCUCAGCGGGCAGGAGAGCGAGGACAUGGCGAGGGACUUUGAGAGGUCUGUCUUCUUCAUCCCUCAUGGGGUGCGUGAGGAGGACGAGGGGGAGGAUGCGGGUGUUAAGGCGCCUUAUAAAAGUGUCGAGGGGCUGUUGGACGCCAGUGCUGGUGAGCUUCGUGCUGCGAUGGAGAAAUUCCCGCGGGAAUAA